CGUAGCUUAUAUAUCAGGAUUUGAAAAUGUCAUCUUAGUACUAUAGUGAAGUCAGUUAAAGUUGAUCAGAAAUCAUACUGAAACUAUGAAGUGUACAUUAAACGUUUUAAUGAGAAUCGGAUGGUUGCUAAAACAGAUUCUAAGAGAUACAUUUGGUUCUAAUUGGAGCUUGUCUUCUAGAUGCACCUAGAUCUCAAUGUCAAUGUUCAUAGUUCAACUCGAAUUCCUUACCUUGUUUUAAAAACGAUAAUAUGCUAUCUACUGAGCUACAGACUCUAUAAAGCCAAUAACGUGUGUCAAGAGGGUGGAAUUCCUUUGUAAGGGCUUUUUAUCGCAUUACUAAUACUGGGAUUUACAAUCGUGUAAUCACUUUUAGCAUGUGUACAUCCCAUGUAGUUUACUUCAAUAUUCCUAGAGGCUGAUUAGUUGCUAUUACAUAACUUCAAAAAUAGCACAAAUCCUCUCGAUUAUACUCACCAAUGUUUUUGUCAAGUUCAGAAUAUGAUUCAAAUGAUUUAUUGAAUUCAAAUCGUAAACCAUCUACUUUAUCAUCAUCAACUUCACCAACGACAAUGCCAACAUCUUCAUCAUCAUCAUCACUAUCAUCUUCUAUACGUUUUCGCGGUAAUAAAUUUGGACGUCUUAAAACAAAAUGUUUAAACCUCAAUAGAUAUCAACAAAAUUAUUCAUUAUCUAAUAAUCGUUUACAUUUAUGUAAUAAACCAAAUCAUUUCAAUUCAAUAAUGACAACAUCCGCAUUGAAAGCUAUUCGUAGAUCAACAAUAAAUCUUCCUAAUACUCAUUGGCCAAAUUUGUCUUUAGGAUCACAAAUUACAACAACAACACCACCACCAUCAUCAUCAUCAUCGCCAUCAUUUACAUCAAUAAUAGAUCAAAAAUUAAAGUCGAAUUUCUUAACUGAUCUACAAUUUCCUGAAACCAAUAUAAACAAUACUAAUGGAUUAUUGUCUUCUUCUGCAUCAAACUUACGUGGGAAUCAUCAUCAACAUAAUCAUAAUAAUCCUAACAAUACGAGUAAUAAUUUAAUUGAUCGUCCAGUAGUUGUAUUAAAUCCUGAUGAACCACGUGAAAUAUUUAUUGGUGGUGUACAAUCUGUUGCAUUACCAUUAUGGGCAUAUUGUAAAUGUUUAACAAUGGUACGUGGUGAACCACAUGAAUUAGGACCACGUUUAUGUUUACGUUUAUUGCAAAGUUUAUUUAGUUUACAUUAUUUAGUUACACAUAAUUAUAAUGGUUCCGGUGGUAAAGCACCUAUUGAUCCAAUUGUAAUGAGUGCUGUAUUACGUCAAGCACAAUUACAAUUUGGUUCAGGUUAUUUUUUUACUGAACCAAUGGCUUUAGGUAAAUUAAGAGAUUAUUUAAAUAAUGCUUUUCGUGUAAUGGCAUUUAGACAACGUAAAGGUGAACGUGUAAGAUCACCAUUUUGGAAUGAAAAAGGUGAACCAAUACAUGAUUUAGAAGCACCGGUGGAAUUUUCAAAUAUUACUGAUAUUAUUGUUAUACCACAUUCAAUUAAUAAUAAUAAUACUACUACUACACCUAAUACUAACACUACCACUGUUAUCACAGCUACACCAACCUUAUCAACAACUACAACAAUAUCAAAUGAAUCUGAUAUGAAUAUGAAUUCACGAUGAACAAUGAUUAAAGAAAAUAUAUAUAUGGAUUAAUCUUUAAAAAUCUUUACUUUGAUCCAUUUCAUUCUUUCAUAAAAUGAUUCUAUCAAACUAUGAGUAGUAUGUAUAUUUGUUUACUUCAAUGAAACCAUUCAAUAAUAUACAAUGUUAAUUACAUUGUUUAAUAAAUAAUUUAAAAUAACCAAUCAAGGGGGUGGAGGGUAGGAUUAAACAAAUUCAAUUGAAAUGUACUCUUUAUUGUUACUAAUGAAAUAAUGUUCAACGAUUGUAAUUAAUUCAUUCAUUUUAUAAUCUAAUACUUAUAUUCAUUUAAUAAAAUAAAGAAAAUGAAGGGAUAUUCAAAAGAUCAUUAUGAUGAAUGAGAGAAAACGAGAGAUUCUAUCACUUGUAUGUAAAUUACAAAUACAUGGGGUAUUAUGUAUACAUAAUAAUAAUAAUAAUAAUAAU
Molecule: messenger RNA, 2105 nt
Organism: Schistosoma margrebowiei
Lineage: Eukaryota; Metazoa; Platyhelminthes; Trematoda; Strigeidida; Schistosomatidae
Source: the annotation of a GenBank genome assembly